AUGGAAUGGCCAUGGAUCUAUUUCACCACUCUCAUCCUGGUUGGCUCCUUCUUCGUGCUUAACCUGGUUCUGGGUGUGCUCAGUGGUGAGUUCACAAAAGAGCGGGAGAAGGCCAAGUCCCGUGGAGAGUUUCAGAAGCUGAGGGAGACUCAGCAGCUGGAUGAAGACCUCAAGGGCUAUAUGGAGUGGAUCACUCAGGCUGAGGUUAUGGACAAUGACCAAGAGGGACAGGGCCUGCUCACUGCGGAAAAUGGAGGAUCAGAGACCGGAAGUGUCAGCAAAAUGGACACAAUGCAGCUGAUCAUCUAUUACUAUAAACUGGCUCGAAAGUGGAAUCGCUGGUUACGCCGUAAAUGCAGAGCAUAUGUGAAGUCCAGACUAUUCUACUGGUGGGUGAUCAUGCUUGUCCUCUCUAAUACACUGGCCAUCGCAACGGAACACCACAAGCAGUCUCAGAGACUGACCAACUGGCAAGGUCAGAGCAUUACACACAUGCAUUUCAUAUUGUACAUUUAAAAUGCAUGAUC
Messenger RNA from Micropterus dolomieu (smallmouth bass), 527 nucleotides. Its product is annotated as dihydropyridine-sensitive L-type skeletal muscle calcium channel subunit alpha-1-like. Gene Ontology annotation, molecular function: high voltage-gated calcium channel activity. The record is from RefSeq and is a predicted model, not a curated record. The transcript has 4 exons. Bases 1 to 516 code for a protein of 171 amino acids. NCBI's taxonomy places the organism in Eukaryota, Metazoa, Chordata, Actinopteri, Centrarchiformes, Centrarchidae. Gene Ontology annotation, cellular component: membrane; voltage-gated calcium channel complex. Gene Ontology annotation, biological process: calcium ion import across plasma membrane.